CCUAACCGCAAUACGACCGUGUGGAAUAUACCCACCAUGGAUCCAGCCAGGUCAUCUGAAUACACCAAUGGCCCUAUGCCAGUCAUAUCCGCCAAGAUGUCUGGGCUGCAGCCUUUCAUGCCAGUCCCUCGACAUCGCACCUCUUCGACCAAAUCCCUUCGAAACGCCGCUUCGAAAGACUCGUUCGAAGCGAGCCUGUUUCCAUCGAAAGUGCUGGGUGAUCCAUCCUUUGCUGAGAGCUCAGAUUCAGGAAAAGAGUUGAAGGUGCUCGAUAUCUACGAAUCUUUGGAGGACAUGCCGGCGCCGAUACCCGUCGCUCGCGCAGAUGAGUCGGUCCGGAAAAGCGCCAGGGUCGCUCAACACGAGAAAUCCUCCUUACGUCUGACUACUCGUACGCGUCCAAACUUGAAGAGCGCCUCGCCCCUCAAGGCCGCGCUUACCUCAGCGACCCCUGCGCGAGUAGCACCUGCCCCAUUCAACCUCUCGCCUUCCAAGGCUGCCUCGCCGAAAGUAUUGGCUCCACCUACCUCUUCAAUGAAGGGGAAGUGCGUAUUAGAAGAUUUUGAGGGCCCCAGGCCGGCAUCCCCAGCCUGCACAGCUGCCCCCAUCAUCCGCGCCAAAGUAACUCAGGGUCUCUCGAGUCGUAUGACUUCGAGAGCUGGACGUGGGGAACGUGUGCGCCCGGUAUCACCGCUGAAGGAGUCCACCAGACAAGGUUUGGGCAUACAGCUCGAAGAAGCCCGGUCAUCCGUCGUCUACGAAUUUGAAGACAAUGACCUUGCUGAUAGCUCUUUUGUUUACGAUGUACCGCGAGAGCUGGGUCCGGGAAUGGCGUCAGACGAGCCAGUUGCCAGUAACGCACAACUGGAAGAGCAAGAGACAGUCAUGGUCCACGUUCGCUUGCGACCUCCAAAACCACAGGAAGAGUGUGCUUGGCUCACCUCCCCUUACGAAUCGUCCAUCACACUGGCACCCGCAAUCGCAAUUACGCGAACGCAACGCGAAGUGGGUCACCCGCAUCAGUUCGAUGGCGUCCACUCUGGCUCCUCCAACGCCGCUCUUUACGCCGAUGUUGCCCGUCCAUUAGUUCGCGCAGCAUUAGCGGGCUACGAUGCUGUCGUCUUUGCGUACGGUCAGACGGCUUCUGGAAAGACUUUUACGCUGAGUGGCGACGAGCAAGGUCAGGAAGCUGGCAUCAUCCCGCGGGCUGUGCGUGAUGUUUUUCGUGGCAUCCAGCAGAGCGAGAGCACCCGCGAAUAUCUGUUGCGUGUGUCCUAUCUGGAAAUCUGGAACGAGAACGUCAAGGACUUGCUCGAUCCCACCAACGUGCCUGUCGUUCGAGAUGACAGGCGUAAAGGUGCAAAGGGGACCCUCGUCAAACCCCUGCGGGAGGAGAUCGUCACCUCGCCUGCAGCCGUGCGCGAUUUGCUUCGAAGAGGGCAGACCAAUAGACACGUCGGCGCAACGGACUGGAAUGAGCGAUCAUCAAGGAGCCACACAUGCUUCAAGAUGACUAUCGAGAGCUGGCAAAGAUGUGUCGACAUGAGCCCAGGCAAGGGUGGCCGCAAAGUACGAAUUUCGGAGCUCAGCCUGAUUGAUCUGGCUGGCUCGGAAAAAUAUGUUUCGCAAGGUUCGGACCGGAGAACAGAGGGUGCUCAUAUAAACAAAUCACUACUCACUCUCGGCAAGGUGAUUCUGUCACUCUCAGAGUCCAAUGCUACUAGAUCUGGUAACAGUGCAGCGCCUCCGCAGCACAUCCCAUACCGUGACUCCAAGCUCACGCGCAUCCUGCAGAACAGCCUUUCUGGAAACGCCAGGGUCGCAGUUGUAUGCACGCUCAAUCCGUCACCCAACGCCGUUGAGGAGAGUAUUAGCACGCUCAACUUUGCGCAUCGCGUCAAGAAAGUGACGCUGCAUGCCAAGCGCAGGGAGAUCCAGGAGUCUAGCAUGGGCACUGGAGGAAUGGGGCACGAGGCACAGGCACUUCUCAUGCGGUACAAACUGGAAGCUGAGUCACUGCGAACGCAGGUUCAGCAAAUGCAGAGCGGAGAUGAGCGUUUACUUGAGGUUCAGAGGCGCCUUGACUUGCUGGAAAUGCUCAAAGUACGCGGAGGCGACCGCGGCAAGCGAGGGCAGCCAAGCCUCAAUGACGCAGAAAGCGAUGAGGACGUAGAAGAGUUGAAUCAUCUUCCGGCUCGCCCAGUGUCACCUAUGAAAGGCGGAUCCGCCUUCGACUUUGACGAGCCUUCCCAUCUGCUGCGUGAGAAGCUGUUCACUGCCGAAGAGCGUAUUGCCCAGCUAGAGGAGCGGCUUGCAAAUCAACCGCAACUCUCGCAAGAGGCGCUGAGCUCCGAUGGCCAGCUGAAGCUCAUUGCCGAACUCCAAAGGAAGGUCCAGGAGCUCGAGUUGGUCUGCGAGGCGCAAGCGGCUGAUCCGCCGCCCAAGGUGCGAGAAGACGUAGAGAGGGAGUGGCAGGGAAAGGUGGAUGAGUUGCAGAAGAAACUCGAUCAGCGUGAGCAAUUCGUCGCUGUUCUGACUCGCCAAUGCGAGGAACUGAGACAGGCAAAGAAGCAGCUGUGGAAACUUGCUCAUGGAAAGACUGCGGACAUCUUUUCCACCAUACAUACACCAUCUUCCUCCCCUCGACCAGACCAGCCGGUAAGGCCGGCUUCGGUCGUGGGAACUGUUCGCAUCGAACCUCCUAGCACCAGCGCUAGCCCUCUACUCCGCAAGGCGCUGGCAGACCAGCAAGGAAGGGGAAAGAACCGCCACCCACCGCCAUCUCUGCCAAGCGCUGCUCCUGACAGCCCAUCCUUGAGCACUCAGCGCAAGCGCGGCCGACGAUCCCACUCCUUCAGCGCGGUGGACCACCUGCAAGUCAUGGACCAGAUCGCAGCCAUGGCGGACACCAUGCUUGCGGCCUCGUCCACGUCGGAAGGAAAUGAAGAUGUGCCGCAGCGAAGAAGUGCGCUCAACAGUGGCAGCGACCUCAAGGCCGAGAAACUCUUCCUGGACGUCAGCAUGCGUGAUAUUCAUGCCGAAAUCGCGACUGCAGCACGCGGCAGACUGGUCAGCGGAGAGUUGAAGUAAGGAAGGCAAGUUGUCUUUGGGUAAAAUACUAGAUUCAGCUGUCCGCUCUGCCACCGUAAUUUAAAUUGCCGUAGCUCAUAUACCAUGUAUCAAGUCUCCAGCCUUGCA
Molecule: messenger RNA, 3198 nt
Organism: Tilletiaria anomala UBC 951
Lineage: Eukaryota; Fungi; Basidiomycota; Exobasidiomycetes; Georgefischeriales; Tilletiariaceae
Product: kinesin-domain-containing protein
Exons: 3
Coding region: 37-3090 (1017 amino acids)
Biological process (GO): microtubule-based movement
Molecular function (GO): ATP binding; microtubule binding; microtubule motor activity
Source: RefSeq, a predicted model, not a curated record